This is a messenger RNA of Penaeus monodon (black tiger shrimp), 1357 nucleotides long. RefSeq lists its product as uncharacterized. The transcript is spliced from 2 exons. Bases 87 to 428 code for a protein of 113 amino acids. The record is from RefSeq and is a predicted model, not a curated record. NCBI's taxonomy places the organism in Eukaryota, Metazoa, Arthropoda, Malacostraca, Decapoda, Penaeidae.
CAUACACCCGUCAUUAGCACAACCACAGCCCCUCGUGAAACAAGCCGCUUGUACUCCCGCACACGUAAAUCCUUACCUGCACCAAGAUGUCUUCCCUCGCCUACUUCGUGGACGAUGUCUCCAACGGCCUCAAGACCUUCGGCUCGGACAUGAGCACCUUCUUCGGGGACUUCGACCUCUCCACCAUCGCUGUCAUCGCCUUGGUGCUCCUGCUGGCCGUCUUGGCCUACGACGUGUUUAUGUACGUCCUCUUCUUCAGCAACACCGGCAGGUCCUACAACUCGCUCACGACCUUCCUGGCGUCGAAGGCCUGGGAUUACAGGAACGAGGUGGACAUCAACCCAGAAGACUACAUAAGUGCAAGGUCUCUUGCUGUGAUCAACCCCGUCAUCUACGCCAUCCAAUCAGCUAUUGAGAAAUAUGAAUAGUGAUUGGACUAACGGCCAUUCAUGACGUCAUCAUUUUGUAUGACGUCUGACCAAUGAGAAGAGACCUCGGCUCGCUUUUAUUGAGAAGAUCUGGCGACAGAAGACCAAUCAUCUGUGAGAGAGGUUUACGGAAUGGACCAAUCACGAGCGAGGCAGGAUUAAGAGCCAAUCACUUUGCUCGAUUGCCGGCGUCGACAAAGGGAUUUAGCCACGAUGCUCCUUACUCGCGAAGAUAGAAAAACAAACAAGAUAUAGAGAGCGUCCCCAUAUUUACCUUUCUUCCAUUUUUUAAAACUCAUCUUUCCUUCUUCACCGAUGACGUUCCCCAAGACAUACUGGCGAUUAUUCUCUUCCUCUCCCCUUACUUACUUCCCUCUCCCUAAGAGCUAUCUAAGAUUCCUUCCAGACUUUGGAGGAUCUUUUAAGACAGAUGACUUCUUUCUGAGACAACGAGAGACGUCGCAUCGGUGAUUUUUGUUUUUCCUUUAUUAAUCACGCACGACAGACUGACUUCUUCAGGUCACACGGUACGAGUAUUGUCUGUGUGACCUUUACGGCAGGGAUGACCUUUGACCUUUCGGGUUGGCAAUGAGACCCUUAGACUGUAUAUAUGUUUAUUUAUUUUCUACGUUGAAUAUCCAUUCCUUUCUUGGACUUCCAAAACACUUCUUUUGACAUCUGACGCAUAUAUAUAUGAUGUUGACAUAUGUGCGACGCUUUUGCUCAAAUGACCAAGUCAAUCUCAAAACGUACCUGACACACAAACGCAUUACUACUUAAGACUUAUUGUUUUAAGACGAUUCAAGAAGGAUGAAAAUACCCAAGAAAAUACUUGAAAACUGAACCUUCCAGCUUCCUUGCUGGUCGAGGAUGCUGGUGAGGUGAGACGAUUAACGAGUGACUUAAGAGAGAAAAAGUUGGCAGAAAAG